Molecule: messenger RNA, 4577 nt
Organism: Leucoraja erinaceus (little skate)
Lineage: Eukaryota; Metazoa; Chordata; Chondrichthyes; Rajiformes; Rajidae
Exons: 9
Coding region: 123-2678 (851 amino acids)
Biological process (GO): interleukin-15-mediated signaling pathway; positive regulation of ERK1 and ERK2 cascade; T cell activation
Cellular component (GO): membrane raft; external side of plasma membrane
Molecular function (GO): protein tyrosine kinase binding; MHC class II protein binding
Source: RefSeq, a predicted model, not a curated record
CUAUCUACUUGUGCUGCCACCUUCAGUGUCCGAUCAACUUGUAGCCCAAAUGUGCUGAAGAUAUGUGUCUCAGAUAAGCUCAGUCUAAAACUGCACGUUAUUUCUCACAGGGAAUCCACGAAAUGAGGCCGAAGUUUCUCUGCAGCGGUUUUCCAGAUGGUUUGAUGUUCGGUGUCUUUGUUUUCCUGCUUCGAUCUGUUUCCACACAGAAAAUCAGAAAUCUGGUUUAUUUCUUGGAUAAUGGAGGCAACAUUACGUUAAAAGGACCGGACAAUCCUGGGAGUGACGUUGUUGUUUGGGAAUGGAAACCACACUCAGGGCAUGGAAUCCAGACAGUGUUAACUGGCAGCAGAGCGGACAAGCAUUGGACCAUCCAGUGGGGCGAUGGCUGGAGAGAGAGUGACAAGAACCAGGAGGUGGAUGUGGAUGCCAGUACUUGUAAUCUGACAAUAAAAAACAACGCAUUUAAAUGGGCGGGAUUCUUCACUUUGUCUAAAACACAACCGAGGAAGCAAAUCCUGAAACAAUAUGAAAUAUUUGGGAUCAAAGUUGAGGCAAGUCCACAGCGCCCUCUGCUGGGCAGUGACGUCACACUCAGCUGCACCAUCUCCAGACUGUCAGAUACAGUCAGUCUUCACUGGAGACCAAUGGACUCAUCCCAGCAGAACAGGAGCAACACUGAUCAGAUCCGCCUGAAUAACACGGUCUAUCUGAUGGUUCGACAUGUUACAGUGGAGGAUGGGAAGCUGUAUGUGUGUGAAGUGCAGGAAAAUGGAAAAAUCGUUCAUACAAGUAAAGCCAAUUUUAAUGUUACUGUGGACAUAUACAGCAAACGUCACACACUUUACCGCACCAGCACAGAUCACAGUGAAGUCCAGCUGGUUUGCUAUUUUCUUCCUGGUUCCGACAUUUCUUCUGACGUGUGUACCUGGACAUAUAGUCGCCUAAAUGACCAGGACAAAGUAAUAGCAUCAGCAACAUUCUCUCAACCCAUCAAUGUCGCCAAUACCGCUUUUAAGAAUCGACUGAUGACCUCAGUGAAACACUUCAAAGGCGAGGAUUUUAGUGUGCGGAUUGUCCCAGUUUUGUUUGAAGAUGCCGGAGUUUACAAAUGUUCAGCAGGAACAUAUCCAUUUCUCACCAUUGAUCUAAUCACAGUGAAAGUCACAGCUGAACCGUCCGAUGCAGUGACUGAGGGAGACAACGUUACCCUGACCUGCUCUGUGUCUCACGUCACUGAGUCAAUGAGACUGGUUUGGAUCAAUGGCGAUGACAAACGUGUUGGAGAAAAGACACUGACCGUGGAAGAGAAAUCACUGAGUCUGGUUAUUCAGAAAGUUGAGAGGGGCAGAGGGAAUUGGAGAUGUGGUUUGUUUCAUCAAGACCUGCCCCGGCUUUUAGUCCCGUACUAUCAGGAGACCAGUGGGACUACUAUUUACCUUUUCCACCAGGAAGGCAACUAUGUGUUGAAAGGACCAGACAGUCCUGGAAAUGGCCCCAUUGACUUGGAAUGGAGGCCACACUCAGGGCAACAAACCACAAAGCAAUUGGCUACUUUUCACAGAGAAGAUCAGCAGUGGGCCGUACAAUGGAGUGAUGAGUACAAUCAAAUACCAGGCAUUUCCCAGAGUAUGCAUAUGGACUGGGGUACCCUUAAUCUGAGGAUCAGGAAACCCAUCUUUGAACUUGCAGGGCUCUUCACCUGGAAUCAGGCACAGCCCAGUGGGAAAAUCCUGAGACAGUGGGAACUAUUUGUGAUCAAAGUUGAGGCAGACUCACCGAGGCCAGUAAUGGGCAGUGACAUCACCCUCAGCUGUACCAUCUCCAGACUCCCAGAUACCGUCAGUCUUUACUGGAAACCAAGAGGCUCAUCUCAGCAGAACAGGAGAAACAACACUGAUCAGAUCCAUCUGAAUAACACCGUCUAUCUGAUGAUCCAACACGUUGGAGCAGGAAAUCCCAAUCUGUACACAUGGGAAGUGCUGGAAAAUGGCUCCAUUGUUCUCACUGGAGACACCAAUGUUGAAGUGGAUCAGGAUUUAUAUAACAAGAUGUACACAGUUUAUCGUUCAGUCACAGAUCACAGUGAACUCGACCUGAUUUGUGAAGCUUCUCUUGAGCUCAAUGAAACCAAAUGGACUUGGAGAUCACAACAUGUCCAAAAUCAAGAGAAGGAAAUAUAUUUUUCUCACAGGUCUGAGCCGAUCCAUGUCGACAUGAGUUACUUUGGGAAUCGACUGAAAACCACAGAGGGAAAUGUGAAUGGCACGAAUUUCCGUGUGAGGAUUGUCCCCGUGCAGUUUGCAGAUGCUGGAGUUUACACAUGCUACAUAGGAUCAAAUAAAUAUGUCACCAUUGAUCUAAUCACAGUUACAGCUGAACAAUCUAAUGCAGCGACUGAGGGAGACAACGUUACCCUGACCUGCUCUGUGUCAAAGGUCACUAAGUCAAUGAGACUUGUUUGCAUCAAUGGUGAUGGCAAAAUAGUGGGAGAGAAAAUUUCCAAGGAGCCAAGGCAGGAAGAGACAUCUUUACAGCUGAUCAUUCCAAAAGCUGUUGCAGACAAAAGGAAUCAUCGCUGCGGUUUGUUUCUUCAAAAUACUCCCAAGGUUUUAAUUCCAUAUGGUCUGAAUGCAUUGCAAUCCAAUGGUAAGUGUCUUGUCUUCUGCUGUUUGUAAUUUCCACAGAAACGGAAUAUUAUUUAUUUCUUCUAACGUAUCAUAUUUCAUAACCCACUGCGGUUAGUAUCUCUGGUAACUCCUGCCCACUCUGUGGAAGGGUCUGUGGAUCCCACAUUGUCAUCAACAGUAACAUCUGAAUCCGCAAAACUGGAGAAUUAAAAAAAAAACAUUCUCAGGAUAUCACCCAUUCCUUGGGCAUUAAGUGUGUGGCGUAGUUACUCCUAGUAUCCAAUGACUGCCUCCUCAAGAUCACAAAUGGGAUGAGAAUUAAUUUCAAAAUUAGCUUUUGGACAUUUUUGUCCUGAAACAACAGAGGAGUUGUGUCAUUAUCAUUGGGGCGAUGGGUGUGUCCUAUCACACACAGACAUGAAUUCAAGACAACGCUCAGACACACAAUGAGCACUGUUGCAUUUGAGAUAUAUUUUAUCAAGCCCUUCCUCAUGUCUCCAUCUGCACUUUCAUUCAAUGGUUCAGAAGUCAAGUGAACUCAAUAAAUAUCCAACAAUAUUUAAUGCUUUCUGCUUUAACACUUCUUCGGGAAAGCUUUGUUUUGCCGACCCUGCAGUUUCAAUACACCAACACAUGUAAAACUCUCCUGGAAACAGCAACUUUCUUCAUGAUGGUAACUGUGAGCUUUUCGUUGCUGUUUAUUUUCUCCUGCAGAGCAGCAGUCUCCCUCUGGGUGAGGACAAUAGGGCUCUGACUACAGUCGGCUGAGAGUCCACCGAGGAAUGAAGACUUUGUUUGUGCUCUGCCUGUGCCUCAGUGACAGUAGAACCCUGCUCCAGCAGCCGCUGCACCAGGGGAGAGGCCACCCCCACACCCACUCCCACUGUUGUAUCCCCAACCCUUUGAUUGGAAACCUGUGCUCAUGGCUCUACAGAAAGCCGUGCGGAAGGUUGGAGAUGGGAUCUCUGACAGUCCUUGACAUCUCUUCCAUGCUGUAAGGCAGAAAAACCUUCCCAUGUACUCAUCCUCAUCACAGUUUCCAUCAGACUCCUCUGGGGCAGAUCUGAAUUUGAACCCUGACCUCCAAGGAGUUGCUAUACAAACCUCCCAAUCCUUUGGUCUAACUACAGCCGACUGCUGCCCAGUCUGAAGUGUCCAGCAAGUGAUGGAGCCUUAAACUACAUGGGUUUGUGAACAGAUUGGCAGGUGUGCAGCAUUGAUGAACUGGUCAACCUUACUAGAAGAAAUGAAAGAUUAUGCACAAAAAUGCACAGAAGAAUUUUCUGCUGCAUUGCAAUAGAAUAGCAAUAGGUUGGUCUAGUUCUUGAUCAAAAGAAAAAUAAGUACAUCUGAUUAAAUAUGAAAUAAAAUCAGAGAAUGCUGGAAGCAUUCAUCAGGUCAGAAAGCAUCUGUAGAAAGAUGAAUAUAAUGAAGGUUGCUGAUUGAAAAUGUUUUGUGAGAAUCCGUCAAAGUAUUUUCAGACAAAAAAAAUAAAUUUACACUACUUCAAUCUGCACUACAAUCUGUGCACCAUUUUGCUAUUUUGGGCAUUCCUUGUAGGAAUCCUUAUAGCAUUUGUCACGCACACUGUCAAAAAGGCUUUCAGUACAUUCGCCUUGAUCAGUCAAAGGAUUGUGUAUAGAAGUUGGGAUGUUAUGUUACAGUGUACAAGAUGUUGAUGAGGCCGCACUUAGAAUAUUGUUCUCAGUUUUGGUCACCCUGCUAUAGGAAAGAUUUUGUUAAACUGGAAGGAAUCAGAAAAAAUUCAUGAGGACAUUGCCAGCACCUGAGGGCCUGAGCUAUAGGGAGAAGUUACCAGGCUUGGACAUUAUUCCGUGGACGGCAGGAAAGUGAGGAAUGAUAUUAUAAAGAUGUUUAAGAUUAUAUGGGGAAUAAAUGGGGUAAAUGCACAGUCUUUUAACCAGAGUAAGGGAAUUAAGCUGAGAA